UCAGAUGACGUAUAGUUCCGGGUUUCUAGGUCUUGCCGAAAAGGUAACUUUCGGUCAUUUCUGGGUUGAGACACGACCGACCGGGUGUUGCGCGCCGUUGAAGGUGACUCAGUGGGAAAAGUGAACCAGAUAUUGUCAAAACUACAGUUGUAGGACUGUAGAGCUGCUGUGCACAAAGACUUUUCUCCUCCAAAUCGAGACGGCUGUACUAGCACUCCUCAAAUAUUUUUGGAAACUUCACACCAAUCAGGACUAAUCUAAUCACAACUGAGCCUCGGUUACCUUCCACACAUACUCUGCCAGAGAACAGCAUGGGUGUUCAGAUGAACUCCACUCUUCAGUCUGUCCUCCUCUUUCCAGUCCACCUUCUGAUAUGGCUCUACUCCAUCCUCUCCUUCCUCCCUUGGUACUACAUCACUGGAGCUAGCCAGAGAAAAUCUCUGUCCAAGCGAAUUAAGGCCCGUUCCACUUCAGGCUGUCCAGAGGGACCCUACCGCUCAGUUGACCACUUUGAUGCCCUGGCCACGGAAGACUUCCCAGGCAAAGACACCCUGGAUAAGCUGUUCAAGCAUGCUGUGCAGCGCUUCGGAGAAUCUCCUUGUCUCGGCACCCGAGAGAUACUGAGCGAGGACAACGAGAUUCAGCCCAAUGGGAAGAUUUUUAAAAAGCUGAUCCUGGGGGAGUAUAGGUGGCUGUCCUAUGAUGAAAUGGAUUCUGUAGUGAGUGAAUUUGGUAGUGGACUGGCAGCCCUGGGUCAGCAGACCAAAAGCACCAUUGCAAUCUUCUGUGAAACCAGAGCAGAGUGGAUGAUCACUGCCCAGGCAUGCUUUAGGCGCAACUUCCCAUUGGUGACAUUCUACGCCACCCUGGGAGAAGAGGCAAUUGCAUAUGGACUGAAUGAGACUGGAGUUACACAUCUGGUUACCAGUGUGGAACUGCUUGAGACUAAACUAAAAAGCGUGCUGCCACAGAUCUCGAACCUUAAGCAUGUGAUCUACGUGGACCAGAAGAAGCUAAACACAGAAGGCUACCCAGCAGGACUUUCCAUCCACAGCAUGCAGACCGUACGAGAGCUGGGCAUGCUGCCGGAGAAUGCAGAGAGGGCAAUUGUGAAGCCCGAGCCCUCCGAUCUGGCCGUGGUGAUGUACACCAGCGGUUCCACAGGCAGACCCAAAGGAGUCAUGAUCGUCCACCGUAACAUAAUUGCAGGAAUGACUGGCCAGUGUGAGCGCAUCCCUGGUCUCGGGCCUGAUGAUACUUACAUUGCAUAUCUGCCCCUGGCUCAUGUUCUGGAAAUGACAGCUGAAAUCUCUUGCGUCACAUAUGGCUGCCGAAUCGGCUACUCAUCCCCUCAAACACUGUCAGACCAGUCCACUAAGAUAAAGAAAGGAAGUAAAGGAGACUGCACUGUUCUCAGACCCACCUUGAUGGCAGCCGUGCCAGAAAUCAUGGAUCGCAUCAACAAGAAUGUAAUGAGCAAAGUGCAGGAAAUGAGUUACGUUCAGAGGACGCUGUUUACGCUUGGCUACAAAUAUAAACUGGAACAGGUCAAGAGGGGCUAUGACGCACCGCUCUGCAAUGCCUUGUUGUUCCGGAAAGUCAAGAAGCUGCUGGGUGGGCGGGUCAGGAUGAUGCUGUCCGGAGGAGCUCCGCUAUCCUCAGCCACUCAGAGGUUUAUGAAUGUGUGUUUCUGCUGCCCUGUGGGCCAGGGCUACGGUCUGACUGAAACCUGUGGAGCUGGCACCAUCACAGAAGUCGCAGAUAUCAGCACGGGCCGUGUUGGAUCGCCUUUGAUUUGCUGUGAAGUCAGACUCAGGGACUGGGCUGAAGGUGGAUACACCCACAAAGACCAGCCAAAUCCAAGAGGGGAGAUUCUGAUUGGUGGCCCCAAUGUAACCAUGGGUUACUACAGGCAUGAAAGCAAUGAUCGGGAUUUUUUUGUGGAUGAAAAAGGUCAGAGAUGGUUCUGCACUGGAGACAUAGGAGAAGUUUAUCCAGAUGGCUGUCUACAAAUAGUGGAUCGCAAGAAAGACUUGGUCAAACUGCAGGCUGGAGAGUACGUGUCCCUCGGUAAAGUGGAAUCUGCUCUGAAAAACUGCUCUCUAGUAGACAACAUCUGUGCAUACGCUAAUAGUGAUCAGAACUACGUGAUCAGCUUUGUGGUUCCCAACCAGAAGAGGCUGACAGAACUGGCCAAGCAGAGGGGCAUAAUGGGAACAUGGGAGGAGAUCUGCACUCACCCUGAAAUGGAAAAAGCGGUUCUGGGGGAAAUCAAGGAUGUUGCUUGUAAAAUAAAGCUCCAGGGAUUUGAGAUUCCAGUGAAGGUGCAUCUGAGUCCAGAGCCAUGGACCCCUGAGACUGGUCUCGUCACAGAUGCGUUCAAGCUGAAGAGGAAAGAGCUGAAGAACCACUAUCUACACCACAUAGAGAGGAUGUACGGGGGGAAAUAGACCGUGUUGGCCAGGAGUGUAACCACUGUUUGGAUUUGUAAAUAAUUAGCCAGCUUCAUCAGAUAAGUGUACAAAUGGGGAAGUAGUCUGGAUCCUCAGUUCACUUUACAUUUUUCAAGAGGUAAACAUAGGACCAGUCAGAGCAACACACUACUGCGUGAUAUAAAAUUGCACCUUCCAUUUCUUAGUGACAAUUCACAGAUUCAAAAGACUGUUCCACGUCUGCAGUAGCCAUCUUGGUUGUUUUUCAAAGUGCCUCAGUGGCACUCCUUUGUACAGUUACGUAUCAAACCUGCCCUACAUUAGAUUAACGGUUGUGACUGGCUCUGGCGAGGCCAGGUGGGACUUCAUUAGAAUAGGAGGCCAGACACAUUCUUCCCAGACCAAAUGAAACAUGAGCUCUGAAUGGUCUGGAUUCAAAGCUUGUAAAUGAUCACUCAGUUUCCAGUUAUAGGCUAUUUGUGUAUCAUAGGAUUUGAAAUGCAAAUGUCUUGUAGACAAAAGCCGAAGCUGUAAAUAAUUGUAGCCGUUGUUCCAUUUGUGCUGCUUUUUUUUGUGUGUUGAAGCUUUGAUUGUCUAGGAGAUACACAGAAAUAGCAAGUCUUAUUUCAUAGGAGGGGUCCGAGACCUUUACAGCACUCAACUGCCAUCCACUCAAAUCAAACACUUUGUUUGUAGCUGACAAAAAACAAAACAAAUACCACUGUUCUCCAAAUGUUGCUGGUUCUUUGUAACUUUUAUUAAAAGUAUUAGCAAAGGUCAUCAUCAAAUUGGUAUGUUAAUGUUCUUUAGUGAAGCUGAACUGAAGUUACUGUGCCUUCAGUCUGCAGUACUUGUGGAGUCGAGUUGUAAUAAGAUCCAAUUAGGCACAAACAAAAUGAGCUGAGUUUGUUACACAAGUGGCUAAACUGCCGUGUUUACAUGAGAUUGAAGGAGAAAUCUGCCCAACAAGAGAUGCACAGACAAGGAUCAUUAACAGAAAAUACUAAUGAUCAUGUCUGUUUGUCUUCUUUUUUUCUGCCAAUGAUGUUUAUUUAUGCUUUUGUUGGUGUACAGGUUUAUUCAGAGAGGAAGACCAAAUUAUUAUAACAAAAUGACUCAGGAAGUAAAUGUGUUAGAAUAAGGAAUUGUUUAAAAAAAGAUGGUUGAUUGUAUAAAAACACGAGGUCUAAAUUAUUGUGGGCACCUUAUUUUAUUGAUUGAGCAGCUUAACUACUAAAAUGCUUUCAAAGUCACACCUGGCAUACUGUAAGACUGUUUUACCUCAGUUAACAGCUUAAUGUACAAGUUGGUAUCUGAACUUCAGUGUGUUCGUUUUAAUAUCACAGGAGUGUUUUCUAUGUAUUUUCCAAGUACUGCUGAUUUUUUUUUUGCUUGUUAAAAUUUAGACAGUGGUAGUUGUUUGGUGAACCUAUCUGGAUUUAUCACUCAUCGUUAUUACCACAUGACUUGUUGAGCAUUUCAAAAAUAAAGAACUUUUCAUAUUUAA
Melanotaenia boesemani (Boeseman's rainbowfish) is the source of this 3939-nucleotide messenger RNA. It is a transcript of the gene acsl4a, whose product is annotated as acyl-CoA synthetase long chain family member 4a. The record is from RefSeq and is a predicted model, not a curated record. Gene Ontology annotation, biological process: long-chain fatty-acyl-CoA metabolic process; long-chain fatty acid metabolic process; neuron differentiation. The transcript is spliced from 15 exons. NCBI's taxonomy places the organism in Eukaryota, Metazoa, Chordata, Actinopteri, Atheriniformes, Melanotaeniidae. Gene Ontology annotation, cellular component: plasma membrane; endoplasmic reticulum; lipid droplet. Gene Ontology annotation, molecular function: arachidonate-CoA ligase activity. The coding region runs from base 312 to 2450 and encodes 712 amino acids.